GCUUUAGUUUUUCUUCUGUUCGUGGCUUUGGGGAUGAGAAAGGGAAAGAGAGUUUUAGGGAUUUGGUUUCUCCCUGCUUCAGACAAAACGAUUUUCAGAAAAGGGCUGGGUUUCUUCCGCUUUAAGUUUUAAAAGCAUGUCUUGUUAAAUUGGUGCUGUGUUGAUGCAGAGGCUAAGGAAAUUUGGCGUCUAUUGGUGAAGUUGUAGAGCUGAAUGGAAACAACUAUAGGAAGUGGCGUGAUGAUGUAGAAUUUUACAUGGCAAUGCAUCAAAACAUAGACUAUUGUUUGCUAAAUCCUAAACCUGAAGGAGAGUUAGAUCAAUAUAGCUCAGCUGAUGACUCGUGGCAUUACCAUGAGUGGUUUAGAACCAAUAAGAUGGCCAAAAACGUACUUAGGAGGACCAUGUCUGAGAUUGUGAGAGGGUCUGUGGAGGAGCCUGAAGAUGCCAUAGAUUAUAUGGCUGCAAUUGCAGAAAAGUUUGAGGAAAGUGAGAAGGCUGAAGGUGCUAGACUGCAUAAGGAAUUCCAUGAGCUUAAGUAUGAUGGAAAUGGCAGUGUUAGGGAGCACAUCAUGCAUAAGGUGUUGUUGAAUGGGAAGCUCAGAGACUUGAGGAUGGGAGUUUCAGAUGCACAAAUUGUGCAUGAAGCCCUGUAUUCUCUCCCAGCCUCAUUCAGUAAUCUCAGGACUACCUACAAAAGUGUGUGGAUGAGGAGAAUAGGAUCCGCAAUGAGGCUGGACCAUCCACUGCAGUCAACUUGGUGGAAAAGCCCAAGUGGAAGAAGAAGAAUAAGAACAAGGUUAAGCAAACCAUCAAUUUUAAGGUAUCUGGGAAACCUGCAGAAACCAAGAGUGACAAAUCUUUUAAGUAUAAGUGCUUCUUCUGUAAAAAGAUCGGGCACAUGAAGGAGUGUCCGGGGUUUAAAGCUUGGAUGAUAAAGAAAGGGUUUAAUAAGGAGGAGGGCUCCAAGGACAAAUGAACAGAAUGUGUGUGUGGGAAACGGCCAAAGAGUUUCAGUAAAGGCUAUAGGAUGCUUGAGGAUUGAGUUAGGACAAGGCAAUUUUUUAGUUCUUAGUGAUGUCUAUUACAUCCCCUCCUUGAGGCGAAAUUUAAUUUCAGUGGCUCUUUUAGUUGACAAUGGUUGUAGUCUUUUUAUCGAUUAUAAAGGAAUAAAACUUUUUCAGAAUUCAGCUUACAUUGGAUCUGGUUCAUUCUCGAAUAAAUAUCUUAGACUUGAUUGUUCUACUGUUAAGAAUGAGAUAUUAACUAUAGAAAAUAAUGCAGGAACCAAUACUGAUAACAAUGUUGUUGGAGUUAAGAGAGUUUUAUUCAAUAAUAAGUCUGCAAACCUUUGGCAUCGAAGAUUAGGCCAUAUAUCAAAAACUAGACUUAAAACACUUGAGAAACUUAAUGUAUUGCCUGCUCUGUGUUAUGAUGAUUUGAAUGAUUGUGUUGAAUGUUUUAAAGGAAAGUUGACGAAAACCAGAAAACUUACAGCAACAAGAUGUCAUAAGCUUUUAGAA
Molecule: messenger RNA, 1523 nt
Organism: Fragaria vesca subsp. vesca
Lineage: Eukaryota; Viridiplantae; Streptophyta; Magnoliopsida; Rosales; Rosaceae
Exons: 2
Coding region: 258-905 (215 amino acids)
Source: RefSeq, a predicted model, not a curated record